Molecule: messenger RNA, 1091 nt
Organism: Nothobranchius furzeri (turquoise killifish)
Lineage: Eukaryota; Metazoa; Chordata; Actinopteri; Cyprinodontiformes; Nothobranchiidae
Source: RefSeq, a predicted model, not a curated record
GUGUCAGACCGCUUAUUUGUAGUAAUUUACUUCACUUUAAACCCUAGUUAAGUCAGAAUGACACCAGAGGCACGUACGUGGGGCAGCAGUGACAGAAGAGUAAAGUGCUUCUGUUUGUGUAUGGGUUCUCUGGUAGAGGAUCAACAGAGAAGAGAGCAGCUUACCUGCCGGUUGUGUCUGAUUGAGACGUUACUGUGGUGUUUUAACGGUAGCAGUCAGGACUGCUGGUUUGGAGCUGAGGCUAUAAACAGGCCCUGAUAUGGGAGGAAGUAAAGGAUCCUGUGGAAACUUCCUGAACACAACCUUGAACAGCAGCUGUCAGUGCUUUGUCAUUGUUAUGAAUCAGCGAUUGUAGCUCCCUAGCAAAGCCAUACAUGAUACCUGACAUCAUUUCAUUGACCGAUCUCAUUCCAGGACCUUUUACUAGACCACAUCCAGCAAUAUGGCGGAUAGUUUUUGGCCUGAGCGUGCUCUACUUCCUCUUCCUGGUUUUCAUCAUCUUCCUGAACUGGCAACAGGUAAAGCAGCUCAUGUACUGGCUGGAUCCCAACUUGCGCUAUGCCAAAAGAGAAGCAGACAUAAUGGAAUAUGCUGUAAACUGCCACGUCAUCACCUGGGAGAGAAUCCUGAGCCAUUUUGACAUUUUUGCUUUCAGCCAUUUCUGGGGCUGGGGGAUGAAGGCCCUCCUAAUUAGGAGCUAUGGCCUUUGCUGGACCAUCAGUAUUACCUGGGAGCUUACGGAGCUUUUCUUCAUGCAUCUGUUGCCUAACUUUGCUGAGUGCUGGUGGGACCAAGUAAUUCUGGACAUCCUGCUGUGCAACGGAGGAGGAAUCUGGCUUGGCAUGACCGUCUGCCGUUUUUUAGAGAUGAGAACGUACCACUGGGCCAGUAUUAAAGAUAUCCACACCACCACAGGGAAGCUCAAACGAGCCGUGCUGCAGUUCACCCCUGCGAGCUGGACCUACGUGCGCUGGCUUGACCCAAAGUCUUCACUGCAGCGAGUCAUGGGCGUCUAUCUGUUCAUGAUCAUCUGGCAGUUAACGGAGUUGAACACAUUCUUCCUGAAACAUAUCUUCGUUUUUCCUGCGAGU